AGCACUUUUCCCCGCAACUCGUUGUCCAGACGUAAAUAUGCGUUCAAACAAUCAGAAACAAAAUUUGUUUUAGCUUAAAUCAAAAUUUGACAAAAAUAGACUCAAAUGUUUUAAAGUUGACCAAUCAACUGAGAAAUAUCGCUAAAUCGAUUAAAGUGACGUCAUUUGUGAAUGGCUUUUCCGGCUUACGAAGUUUCUGGAAAGAUACCGAACGCGAAUGCUCAGCGCUGCGACGAGAGCGGCGCUGGUAGGCGAUAGUCGUUUAUGGGCGAAGCCGGUGGUCGGUGGCCGCGUGGUGUGUGAGAGUUGGAUUGGUUGCUGUGGUGGAAUUAAAAGUGAACCAGCACUGAUCUGGCAGAAAUGUCUGUGGUUGGUUUCGACUUUGGCAAUGAGUCAUGCUACAUAGCUGUGGCAAGAGCUGGUGGAAUCGAAACAAUUGCCAAUGACUUCAGUCAGCGACAGACGCCGUCAUGCGUGGCGUUCGGUCCCAAGAACCGUCUGCUGGGCGUCGCCGCCAAAAAUCAGCAAGUUACCAAUCUGAAGAAUACAGUGGUCAACUUCAAGCGUCUGAUGGGCCGCAAGUACCGCGACCCGCACGUGACUCGGGUGCUCGCCGACCUGCCCAACACGUUUGUGGAAACGGAGGACGGCGGGGUGGGGGUCAAGGUGCAGUACAUGGGUGAGGACGCAGUCUUCCGGCCCGAGCAGCUCACCGCCAUGCUCUUCACCAAACUCAAGGAGACGGCAGAGGCGGCGCUCAAAAUCAAAGUCGUCGAUGUCGUCAUCUCGGUGCCCUGUUUCUUCACGGACGCCGAGCGGCGCGCUCUGCUGGACGCCGCCCAGAUGGCCGGCCUGAACGUGCUGCGACUGAUGAACGAGACCACGGCCACCGCGCUUGCGUACGGUAUCUACAAGCAGGACCUGCCCGCCGCCGAGGAGCCGCCUCGUAACGUCGUGUUCGUCGACUGCGGCCAGUCGGCCGUCCAGGCGGCCAUCUGCGCCUUCAACAAGGGCAAACUCAAGGUCCUCUCCACCUCCUGGGACACGACGGCCGGCGGUGCCGAGUUCGACCGGCUGCUCACCGACCACUUUGUGGCCGAGUUCCGCACAAAGUACCGCGUCGACGCCGAGAAGAACGCGCGCGCCCGCCUCCGCCUCGCCACCGAGUGCGCCAAGCUGAAGAAACAGAUGUCGGCCAACUCGACCCGGCUGCCGAUCAACAUCGAAUGCUUCAUGGAGGACAAGGACGUAUCCGGCUACAUGGAGCGGGCCACCUUCGAGGAGAUGGCGGCGCCGCUGCUGACGGCCGUCGGCGCCGCGCUGCGACGCUGUCUGGAGAACUCCGGCCUGGCCACCUCCGACAUAUACGCCGUGGAGAUUGUGGGCGGCGGCAGUCGCGUGCCGGCCAUCAAGGGGCUCAUCGAGCAGGUGUUCGGCCACAGUCCGAGCACCACACUCAACCAGGACGAGGCGGUGGCGCGCGGCUGCGCGCUCCAGUGCGCCAUGCUGUCGCCCACGUUCAAAGUGCGCGAGUUCUCCGUGACCGACCUGCAGCCCUACCCGAUCCGGCUUCUCUGGGAGACCGGCGACAUGGAGAUUUUCCCUAGGAAUCAUGAGGUGCCCUUCUCUAAGAUGUUGACGUUUCAUCAAGUAGAGCCAUUCACGAUAACCUGUAAAUACAGUGGAGACAUUCCAUACCCCGACCCCUUCAUAGGAUCGUUCACGGUACAGAACGUCACGCCCGGCGCCGACGGCGAGUCACAGAAGGUCAAAGUGAAGGUGCGCAUCAACAUCCACGGCGUGUUCACGGUGGCGUCUGCCACGCUGCUGGAGCGGGUGGAGGAGGCGCCCGCGCCCGCCGGGGACGCUACCACCACGCCGAUGGAGACGGACCCGGCCGCGGCGCCGGCCGCCGAGCAGGGCGGUCCGGCCGCGGACGGUACUGCUGACGGUGACCGGGACACGUCUCCGCCGAGCGACGCCGCCAUGGAGACAGACGCCGCCAAACCGGAGACGCCCGCCGACAGCAAGGAGCAGGGCGACGUGAAGAAGGACAAGGUGAAGGUGCGGAAGACGGAGCUGCCCGUCGAGACGGUGGUGCCCGGCAUGUCGCCGCGCGAGGUCGGCAGCCUCACCGAGAAGGAGGGCCAGAUGAUCGCCUCCGACAAACAGGAAAAGGACCGACAGGACUCGAAGAACGCCGUGGAGGAGUACGUGUACGACCUGCGGAGUCGACUCCAGGACGACCUGGCCGAAUUUGAGCGCGACGAGGUGAAGACUUCCAUCAACGCCGAGCUGGACACGACGGAGAACUGGCUGUACGAGGAGGGAGAGGAGUGCCUGAAACAUGUCUACAUCGACCGGCUGGCGGACCUGAAGAAACUGGGCGAGCCGAUCAAGAACCGUCUGCGUGAGUUUGGCGAGCGGCCCGGCGCUUUGGAGGCCCUGAGCGCCUCGAUCCAGCAGUGUGACAAGGCGGUGAACGCAUACCGUGCCGACGACCAGCGCUACGCCCACCUGGACACCGCCGAGAUCGAAAAGGUGGAGAAGCACCUGACUGAGAAGAGGCAGUGGCUGGACAAGAACCUGGGCACCCUCUGCAACCUGGCCAAGACGCAGGACCCGCCCACCAGCGCCCAGCAGAUCUGGGCAGAGAAACAGGCGUUCGAGAACCUGGUGAACCCGAUCCUGAACAAGCCCAAGCCCAAGCCGCCGAAGGUGGAGGAGCCGCCGGCGGCUGACAAGCCUGAGGAGAAACCCGCCGAGAAGCCUGCGGACGCCAACAUGGAUGUCGAAUAGCGCGCGCCCCCGCCCGUCCGCACGCCCCCCGGGGCACAGACACAUCGCCACUCGCUAGCGUAAUGGGAGUCCGGGACGCGGUCCGGCAGUCCGGAAAGUGGACUGACAGGGGUCCGGGAGACUGGGCGCGGACUGAUAUGGCUCAGGCAUCGUCUGACGGCAGUUUGGGAGUCCGGGCACCGCGGACAGUGGUUCGUGAAUCGUGAUUCCGGAUACCGGCUGACGCGGGCCAGGAGUCCGGACUUCGCCUGACAGCGUUCCGGGGGUCCGGGAGCUGUCUGGCAGCGGUCCGGGAUUCCGGAUACCGUCUGUCAGCAGUCCGGGAUUCCGGACAGGGACCUGUGACCGCGGACAGUGCCGCCGACUGGCAGGCGAGUGACCGGAGCUAUUUAUUGGACGGUGGCAGGCCGACGGGUUUGGCCUCUUCUAACUGGACUGUCGCGUUUCGUCAUCAGUGACUUGCGUUGCGAUCCCGGAAGGUUGUUAUGUUCUGCUACGUAGCUGCAUAACGCCGCCUCCUCCGAAUUUAGUCAUCCUGUUACGUUUUGUAACCGGGCGUCGUCCGCCAUAAUUUUCGGAUUUCUGUAACAUUGCAUUCAAUAUACGUCAAAUAUAGA
This is a messenger RNA of Amphibalanus amphitrite, 3416 nucleotides long. Its product is annotated as heat shock 70 kDa protein 4-like. The coding region runs from base 361 to 2799 and encodes 812 amino acids. Lineage: Eukaryota; Metazoa; Arthropoda; Thecostraca; Balanomorpha; Balanidae. The record is from RefSeq and is a predicted model, not a curated record. The transcript is spliced from 12 exons. Gene Ontology annotation, biological process: protein folding. Gene Ontology annotation, cellular component: nucleus; cytosol. Gene Ontology annotation, molecular function: ATP binding; ATP-dependent protein folding chaperone.